Plasmodium fragile is the source of this 2175-nucleotide messenger RNA. RefSeq lists its product as uncharacterized. Lineage: Eukaryota; Apicomplexa; Aconoidasida; Haemosporida; Plasmodiidae. The coding region runs from base 1 to 2175 and encodes 724 amino acids. The record is from RefSeq and is a predicted model, not a curated record. The transcript has a single exon.
AUGGGAGUCCGGCGAGUGCUCACUCUGCUGUUCUGCAUGUGCGGGACAGGACUGAUUGGCGAACGGGUAAGCGGGGUGUUCGCAACGGAGAAGGCGAAAUUGUUGAAGAUGGGCAGGUUAGAAAGGGGGCUCAACUUUCCAUUACGUAUUAGAAAAGGGAAAGAAGGAUUCAUCAGAUGUAUUGCUGCAGGAAAGGAGAGGAAGAAUGUGCAGGACGGAUUGGACUUCACCCGAGGGAGUAACCCCACCACCCCACGAGAGAUAUCCCUUUUUUUUAGUGAGUACCCAGAGGUGCUUUCUUCCUCUUGCUUGUGGGGCAACAAUCAUGGGUGGGUCCAAAAGAGUAGUGAGAUGAGCAUCCCGGGUACAGUGCAUCGAAAUAAGGGUAUGAAUUUGAUGAGGCAAGGGUGUAGGGUUCACAGAUCUGUUUUUUUCAGGCUGGGAGCCAAAAUGCCAGUGAUCACGGUGGAUAGGAAAUUGUACCCGAGGGAGUACAGCACAGACUACGAAGACAUCCUGCGCAAGUUCAAUGUGACGUAUAUUAAUUACAAAACGAGAUUGAGGAGUAAAAAAGAAGUCGACAUACGGGCCAUUGACGACCUGUAUGGACAAAUAUAUGACCGCAAUGUGUUGAAGAAGCAAUUUUACUUUUUCCUUUACCACGAUGAUAUAAAUACAUGUCACAGAAUUUUAAAUGAAAACAGAAAUGUUCUGACGAAAGAGGAGUCAUUUCAAAUGUUGAACAGCUUGCCUUAUAUCUUUUUCAAUCACCUGCAUUAUGUGUACCCCACCGAGGACAACGUAGACCUCAUCCUCUCCAAGCUGUUGAAGACCUACCUCUUCCAGUAUGCCAAUGACAAGAACGUCGAUUUUUUGAACUUCAAAUAUAAGUAUAACGAGUUGGAUGAACAUUGCCAGGGGUUGGAGCGAGCGUUCCUGGCCGGGCAGCCCGCGGGGGAGGCCACCCACACGGUUCAUAGCAGUGGGGAGGUUAGCAGUGGGGAGGUUAGCAGUGGGGAGGUUAGCAGUGGGGGGGUCAGCGGCGAGGUCAGCGGCGAGAACGAGAUAUACGACGACGGGCGGGACACCAACUACGAGCAAAAGUACAAACACAUGUCCUACGAUUACAAAAUCAUCGAGUCCACGAACAAGUACAAGGAGCUCAUGCAGAGGUUCGAAAAGUACCCUAAGAACAUCAAGCUCCAGAAGGUACAACUGCUGUACACAAAAAUAAUAAGCAUGAAGGCAAAUAAGAUUUUUGAAGCAUUUAGGAAACACGAAAGUGUUAAAAGGAACGAAGAGAGGAAAAUAUACAGGAAUGCAAAAAUGACAUUAGACCCAGAAAAACUUACCCCUUGUUUAAAUGAACCUAUAAAAUAUGACCCCAAGGAAAAACAAAGAGUGAAUGAAUUAUUUCAUCACUAUGUAAAGGAAAAAGACCUGACUAAAGCUGCUCUUAUAAUAAGGAAACACACCAACCUGAUUGACACAAAGGACAAGAAGAGUCAACAAACAAUGAAAGAGUUUCUACGACUACAUGAAUACAUAUAUAAAUGUAACAAGUAUACUAAAGAAGAACUGGCCCACUUGAGAAUGAUUUAUUAUUCCACUGUACAGAAGCCGAGAGUUAUUCGAAAAAUAUGUGAAGUGGGCAUGUGGCAACAGGGAGAAAACGCUACUCAUAAGGAGGUGUACGAGAGGCAACUAAAUGAGUAUUUGCAAAAGAGGGAGGCUCUACGUGAUGAAAGAAUGAAGAAGAAAAAUAUUGACAUGGAUGAAAUACGAGACUUCAGUUCGGCGUACCCUAUGGAAUGGUUACCUGUCCUCUACAAAGAUAUGUUUGAGCAGAUCGAACGGGAAAAAAAUUCAAAAAGUGCGGAGAGGAAAGGUGUCCUCAGCAAGAAGAGUGACUCCAUCAAGAGGUUGUUUUCCCCUGGUGGGACUGAUAAGGGUACUGGCGAUGCCUCUACAGGGGUGGGACCACAGGAACGGUUCAGAAGCAAAGACUCCGCUCAUGACCUUUUGAAUGUGAAGAACGAACUUAAGUUUGGCCGUAACGUCUUGAAUUACAAGAAGAAAAUUUGGGGCAAGAACAGGCGCAAGCGGGAGGAGGCCUCCAAAGGGGGAGGGAAGUCUGCCAAGGGCGGCAAGGACUCCACCGACGAGGAUUCGUAG